GUGGUAUUUCAUUUUUGGGUAGCGUCGCAUUGUUGGUAUCGUCCAUGACAGGUCCGGGUAUCGUCACGAUACCGUUACUUUUUCAGAUGGCGGGAUGGUUAAUCCCGGUUAUUACGUUUGUUAUGGCUAUUGUGCUAGGUGCCGCAGCAUCUUUGUUUUUAUGUGAAGCGUUAAGUGCAGUACCCGGUAAUAACAAGUUCCAAAAACAAGUCGAAUUUUCUCACCUUUCAUCGUUAAUUGUAUCGAAUAAACAUCAAAAACGACUCGUUCAGACAGGAUUAUUUAUUUCAAUGCAAUCGAUAAACAUAGCAUCAAUCAUAUUAUCAUCUCAAACGAUGGACUCUUUAGUUAUUUCAAUAAUUGGAAGAACUUGUGGCAUUGGAAUUCAUCCCGAUACCGGAUUCUUUUGCGUAAAUGAACAUAAGGCGGAAGGAAGUCCAUUUGAAGAACGUUAUAUGCUCAUCACCGCCGGUUAUCUGAUUGCACUUUGCAUAACAGUUCCUUUGGGGAUUAUGGACCUCGUGGAAAACAUCAAAGUGCAAAUCAUAUCGCUGAUGACAUUAAUCUUCAUCAUUGUCACGUGGUUAGUGACGUUCGGCAUUCAUGGACUCAACACGGAGCUCGUUCCCAUGGUUGGAUACGACAAAUCUCAAGUGGUUGGAACGGUUUUGUUUAACUACGCGUUCAUCAUGACGGUUCCAAGUUGGGUUAACGAUGUAAACCCAUCAGUUCCCAUUCGAAAGGCCGUUUGGUAUUCCCUAUUAAUAUCGACGGUGAUUUAUCUCUUGCUAGGAAUCAUGGGAGGAAUGGCUUAUAAGAUGGAAUCAACCUCAAACAUUAUUUCCACCAUCAAUGAAUCAAGCGAAAAGUCCGUUGUCAGCGUCAUUACAACCUAUCUAUUUCCGCUGGCCGUAUUGAUUACGAGCAUCCCAGUUUACACCAUCAUUAUUCGAUAUAAUCUGAUGAGAGCUGGUUAUUGCGGAAAAGUUAUGGCGAAUCUACUAUCGUGCGCGUUACCUUGGGUAAUCAUCAUCCCUUUCCAAACUGGAUUUUGGUUGAACGCGUUCAUGAAUUGGACCAGAUCAGAUUUGAGAAAUGAUCCGGAUAUCAUAAAAGUUGAAACAUGCGACGAAAAGCACGUCAUGGAAACGGAGAGGAAGAAAUCAGUCAUGUCGCCUUCCCCUAAUGAAAAUCAUCUUUUACCUCCUCAAUUACUUGAAAAUAAUCCCAUACGAAAGGAAUCUCACGAAUCCAUUCGUUCUAGUUUCUCCAUACGAACUUAUCAUUCAAGUACCAAAGUCAGUCCAAGAAUUAGUCCCAAGGUUAGUCCAAGGAUCAUGCCGGAAAAUCAUCCAGAAGAAAAUUAUUUCGAUAUGGUGAUGACGACUUCAGCGCAACAUGAGCUCGAGACACGGGAAUAUAAUCAUCAUGUUCCUUCACCAAAUUUUCUUGAUAUCCCAACACCGCAACUGGUCUUACAUGGAAAUCGUGAUUCCCCUUGUUCAACUCCUGGUGGAAUUCGUUCACACAACGCCAUGACCGCCGGCUUAACGAUAUAUCAUCAAUCCAUUGAGAAACAACAUUUAUCGGCCCCACCCUCUUUAAUCUCACGUAAUAGUUUGAAACGGGGAAGAUCUACACAAAGGCAUGUAGUCGCCCCGAUAAUCACCCUGAAUAAUAAUAGUCAAUUGGAUUCGAAUGUAGAUCCGCUGGAUCUUCAUUUUCGCCAGAGGUUUCGUCACCACCAUCAACCCUCGCUUAUCUCUAGUGACGACAAUCAUAAUAAUCAGAAGGGUAACUUUGACCUAUUUAAAGCGUUUCCUUGGAUCUCGGACAUCAACGGAGUGAAGAUGGCGAUUGGACUUGGGGCUCUCUCCAUCAUGUUAAUUGGUGGCGUGAUAGCUUAUGAUUUUAUUUUAUUGGCAACCGGAACAAAUAUGUUCGGUAUACACCGUAAUACGUCAUGA
This is a messenger RNA of Funneliformis mosseae, 1967 nucleotides long. The record is from the annotation of a GenBank genome assembly. NCBI's taxonomy places the organism in Eukaryota, Fungi, Glomeromycota, Glomeromycetes, Glomerales, Glomeraceae.